Messenger RNA from Mycotypha africana, 3768 nucleotides. RefSeq names its product Glycerophosphoryl diester phosphodiesterase family-domain-containing protein. Bases 73 to 3570 code for a protein of 1165 amino acids. Gene Ontology annotation, biological process: glycerophospholipid catabolic process. Lineage: Eukaryota; Fungi; Mucoromycota; Mucoromycetes; Mucorales; Mycotyphaceae. Gene Ontology annotation, molecular function: protein binding; glycerophosphocholine phosphodiesterase activity. The record is from RefSeq and is a predicted model, not a curated record. The transcript has 7 exons.
GGAAAAAUGCCUUUUCUCGAUCCCCACUAAUUUGUUAUCUUUUUUCUUCUUCACUUGCAUUUUCAGCUCACUAUGAAGUUUGGCAAAACAUUAUUAGCUAAUCAAAUACCAGAAUGGUCAAGAAAUUACAUUGCUUAUAAAUCUUUGAAGAAAGAUAUCAAGCAAGCGUCGACGCAUCUACCGCCGCCUGAAGAAGAAGUCACUGGGAUUUUUUUCAAACUAGACAGAGAGCUGGAGAAGAUCGACACCUUUUUCGCUCAUAAACAAGCAUUGAUCCGUCGAAGACUAUGGAUUCUGCAAGAAAAAUAUGAAAACUCAAUAAGUGAGAAUGACGAACUGUUGUCAGCUUUAAAGGAAACCAAAAACCAAAUGAACAAAUUGAUGUGGUUUGCGGAAAUGAAUUCGAAAGGUUUCCGCAAAAUACUCAAGAAGCUGGAUAAAAAGUUGCAAUUGGACACUCAAAAUGCCUACUGGGAAACAAAGGUUGCUGUUCUACCAUUUGCUGUGCCAAGUCAGCUACGUCAGGAACUGGACCAAGUGCAGAAAUGGAUUUCAGAACUGUCUUUAUCGGUUCAGCAAAACAGUGAGCUGUUAGUAAGCAGCAAUAACAGCAAAUCAAACCUGAAGCUAGCACGUUACUCUUCAAAGAAUGAGGAUAUAACGAAAGCCAUUCUUGAAGACAACAAAGAAGAAUUGGAACUUCUAUUAAAAGAGGGCACGAGAACGAAUGAUACUAUUUUGGAGCUGGCUGUGCAACAUGAAUCAACCAAAUGCCUGUCCUAUCUUGUGAAAAAUUUAGGAUUGUCACUAAAAAACAAUCGCGACAUUAACGAACGAAAUCUGUUACACCGUUUAUGUAUACAGCCUCCUUCGUCUAUGGCCAUUGUGGAAUGCUUACUUGAUCUGGAACCCUCACUACCUUUACAGCGUGACUUUGCCUGUAGAAGACCGUUACAUUAUGCCGCUGAAGCCAACAUUGCAGACCUGAUUCAAAUAUUGAUGCGCCAUGCAAUCAAACAAGGCUAUUAUACCAUAGAAGAGGGCUUUUCUGUUGCGGAUUGGCAGGAUCGUGAGGGUUACACUCCUUUAUUCUUCGGUAUUCUUCAUGGAAGCACAAGUGCAGUCAAGGAAAUGAUUGACUUGGGCCAAGUAAAAGAUAUUGAUCAAGCCAUGGCAUCCUGCGCCCAAAAAUCAUCACAUGCUUUAUCGGAUGUCGCAACUAUGCCAAACUUCUUGAAUAAUGAUGUCGUGGAUGGGAGCUCGGAAGUAUUGCCUGAAUUUGCUCGUACCUUUUACCAUCCAUCUUCAGUUGCUAUUGCAUGCAGAUUAGGUAACUUGGAUCUGUUGAAGCUACUUAUAUCGAAAGGUGCUUCGCCUGAGAUUGCCGAUGAGGAUGGUGAAACACCUCUCUUGUUUGCAAUAAGACGCUAUUUCAAAGAUGGUGUGAAGGUUUUGAUUCAGGAAGGCCAUGUGGAUAUCAACGUGUCUGAAAAGAUUAAUGGCUGGACCCCUUUGAUGAUUGCCGCUGCUGAAGGUUUCAAAGAUAUUGUGGAGAUACUCUUGAAAGCGAAUGCAAACAAGGGGAAAUUAGACAACGAUGGCUGGACAGCCUCUGAUCAUGCUGUCUUCCGCGGUUAUUUGGAUAUUGCUCAUUUAUUAAAGUCUCAAAAUAGCUUUCAAAAUAUACAAAGUAAGGUGCUCGACAGUAGUAAAGCAAGCAGUACAAAUUCUUCCACGACCAGUACACCCUCAACUGCUAAUAAAAAAGAAGCCAUCACCAACAACAGCAGUACAUGCUCCGGUACAUGCUCCGUGUCUGAUGAAGAUAACAAUAGUGAUUCGUCCCGCGGAUCCAUAUCUCCUAACAACAACAGUAACAAAAAGAAAAACUCAAAAUCAGUUUCGAAAGCCAGUCGUUUGUAUGGUCAUAAAUACCUUACGGAUUCGUGCAUGAUCAUCAUCACACUUGGCUCCAACGAUAUCAGAAAUCCAGUAUCUCAGAAAUUCAUUGAUCUUGCAGAAAAAUUCACAAGCGAAGAUCCACAAAGAAGGCUAUCAUUGUCUGUUACAGCUACACAUGCCUCGGGCGAAUGUCCAAUUAUUGAUCUGCCUUCGGAUUUUACCUACCAACGUUUCUACCCAGAUCCCAUUGUUCUUUUCUCGCCUAAACCUGAAGAAGUCAGACUACGCUUUGACCUUAUCGAAACAUUUGGUCCCUCUCGCGAUACCAAUGUUCUGGCACGAGGCACAGCUAUAUUGGCGGGUGAUUUUAUUUUUACCAAAUCGAAAGGCUACAAAGGCCCAGUGGAAAAGGGCUCUUUACGUGGAGCUCAAACUGUUCCGUUGGUUCAAGCAAAGGAUCUAGAUUGUAUUGGCACAUUAGGUUUUGAGUAUUUUGUGAUCACACCGUUCCACAACAAACAUAUGCGAAUUGGUGAUCGUUAUACUUACUAUAAAUCUGUCGAUACGAAGGUGAUUGGACAUCGUGGUUCUGGAAUGAACCGAAAGGGAUCUAAAUUGCAAGUUGGCGAAAAUACAGUAUUAUCAUUUAUUACAGCUGCUUCCCUGGGCGCCGAGUACGUAGAGUUCGAUGUACAACUAACAAAAGAUCUGGUUCCUGUCAUCUAUCACGAUUGGACUGUGACCGAAACAGGAUAUGAUAUUCCUCUGAAUGCAAUUACUUCUGAGCAAUUCCUCAACUUGAGACGUUCCGGUCAAAUUAAGGAAUACCAUACUGGUAUCAGCGGCGAAAAGGCUAUUAUCCUACCUACCACCAACGCUGCGGAUGAUUUAUCGACCAUUUUAACAAAACAGUUACCUCCUUUGCCUGUACCUUAUUUGCAUCAUCCGCAAGCUCAAAGGGUUGUAAACGGCAAUGGCUCUCUCACACCCUCCCGUACAAGCCGUUCUCAUUCGUUCAGUGCCGGUAGUCCUCGUUCAGAACUCAGUACAAACCCAUUCGAAUUGACUCGAACGUCUAAAUCAGGAAAAAUCAAGGGCAAUGGACCUGAAACAAUCCAGGGUCCUUUCACUACGCUAGCCGAAACAUUACGCAGUGUACCAAAGCCCACUGGCUUUAACAUUGAAGUGAAAUACCCCAUGAUUGACGAGGCUGAGCAAGAUGAAUUGACUCAGUUUCAAGAACUCAAUAUAUAUGUGGAUACUAUUUUAGAUUGUGUUUAUAACAAUGUAGAGGAAGAUCGACACGUUAUCUUUUCCUCAUUCCACCCUGAGAUCUGUUUAGCUCUCAAUCUGAAGCAACCUAAUUACCCGGUAUUCUUCUUGACUGAUGCUGGCACAUUACCGAUGGCUGAUAUGCGAUGUAAUUCUUUACAAGGGGCUCUUCGCUUUGCUAGACAAGCUGAUCUGCUGGGUAUUGUAGCUGCUAGUGAACCGAUCCUUAUGGCGCCACAUAUGGUUCAGGUGAUUAAAGAAUGUGGACUGUUGUUGUUUACGUAUGGUGUAUUAAACAAUGAAGUUGAGAAUGCAGUUGCUCAAAAGUAUUAUGGAGUUGAUGCUGUCAUUGUCGAUUCUGUGCUUCCUGUAAGAAAGGGCUUACGGGGAGACUAAGUGCAUCGAUGAUAGACAUAUUUUAGACGCAUGGAAGGCGGCCAGGCCUUAUUUUCGGAUAUUCUAAUUAUUGACAAUUCUUGCUAGCAUAUUUAUAUUUCCGGACAUUGCUUGAAGCAAAAGUGUCCAAAUGUUUCCUGAAGUUUAUGUUCCUCAAAAAGCAAUAAAGAACAGCAUUAUUGAAAUUCUAUUAACCUG